AUGGAAUCCUUUCUACAGCAACUGACUCGUGGCAAUGCUUUUUUGCUCAUCAUUAUUCUGGGAGCUGGAGGAAGUUUUCAGUCUGGUUACCACUUGACUGAUUUAAGUUCUCCCUCACCGUUUAUACAGUGCUUCAUCAACAGCAGCUGGUAUGACAGAUAUGAUGAGCAUCCGCCUGCUCAGACCAUCACCAUGAUCUGGUCCCUUAUCGUCUCCUUGUAUGCUGUCGGGGGACUCUGUGGUGCUGUCUGUGUCAAAUUCAUCUCAGGCAGGCUGGGGAGAAAACAGGCAGUGAUCUUCAACAGCUUCAUUUCCAUGGUUGCAGCAGGGAUCAUGCUGACAAGCAAAAUGGCCAACUCCUUUGAAAUGAUCAUUGUGGCAAGGAUCCUGUACGGCUUCUCAUCGGGUUUGGGAGGGAGCUUACAUGUGAUGUACCUCGGAGAGAUCUCACCCAGAAAGUUUAGAGGCAUAGUUACUCUCACCUCAGCGACCUUCUCGUCACUUGGCAAACUCUCAGGACAGUUCUUUGGAUUAAGUGAGAUCCUCGGACGUGAGGACCUGUGGAACAUCGUCCUCUGUGUCCCUGCAUUUUUCUCUCUGGUUAAUAUCAUGGCGCUGCCUUUUCUUCCGGACGCGCCCAGAUAUUUACUUAUAGAGAAAGGUGAUGAUAAGGCAUGCAAAAAAGCCCUCCAGAGCCUGUGGGGUCCAGCUGACUACAAAGAGGAGAUGGAUGAGAUGUUGACAGAGCAGGCUGCCAUUGAAGCCGCUCCACCAAAGAGCCCCCUGCAGCUGCUGAGUGACAGGACGGUCCGGUGGCAGCUCAUCUCCAUGUCCCUCAUCUACACCUGCAACCAGCUGUCCGGCAUGUCUGCUAUCAGCACCUUCUCCUUCGACAUCUUCCUGGAGGCGGGGAUACCGACAGACAAGAUCCGCUACGUCACUCUUGGUCUCGGAGUUUGUGAGAUCAUCACCUCAAUCUCCUGUGGUCUGAUCAUUGAGCGCACAGGGAGGAGGCCGUUGCUGUGGGGGGGCUAUGGAGUCAUGUCGGCCUGCUUGGUGUUUGUUACUGUCACAAUGAACCUGAAGAACUCCAGUCACUGGGUUCCUUACAUUACUGCUGGUUUGAUCUUCAUCUUCAUCAUCUUCUUUUGUGGAGGACCUGGGGGAGCGACAGCCACUCUCAACAGUGAGUUGUUUAUCCAGUCCAAUCGAGUGGCAGCGCUUGUCCUCAUGGGAAUCCAGCGCUGGUCUAUCUUCGCUGUGAUGGGUCUCGUCUUUCCAUUCCUCAUUGAGGCCCUCAGCUCUUACUGCUUUGUGCUGUUCGCCUGCAUGUGCCUGCUGGGUUGUCUCUUCAUCUUCUUCGUCCUGCCAGAGACCAAAGGAAAGACCCUGCUGGAGAUCUCUGAGGAGUUUGAAGCCAUCACUGUCUGUGGGAAAUCCUUCGUAGGGAAGAAGAGCGUGGAGACCAGGUUAUAAUACAGAGCAGAUACAAGUAGCUACAGACUGUUGAGAUGCAAGAGUUUGACUUUUUGUUGCCCACAAAUGGGUUUAACUAUAUGAUAAACAUUACUAAUGCAUCU
Molecule: messenger RNA, 1580 nt
Organism: Hippoglossus stenolepis (Pacific halibut)
Lineage: Eukaryota; Metazoa; Chordata; Actinopteri; Pleuronectiformes; Pleuronectidae
Gene: slc2a9l1
Product: solute carrier family 2 member 9, like 1
Exons: 12
Coding region: 1-1476 (491 amino acids)
Biological process (GO): monosaccharide transmembrane transport
Cellular component (GO): membrane
Molecular function (GO): hexose transmembrane transporter activity
Source: RefSeq, a predicted model, not a curated record